CCCAGCAAUUGAACAGAGAGAGAGGGAAUGGCUGUCGCCGCGCGUAAAAUGAAGGCCUUGAUAACCAUUGGAUCUCGAUCCAUCGGUGAGUGUGCAAUUGGCGCUUGAUAGAUCCAACAGCCGCAGGAGUCUUCCCUGGUGACCGUGCACUCUUCCUUUCCUUUCUCUUCCCCCCCUGCAUCAUCGCCAUCGCCUUAUCCCCAUCUCUCAUCACGCUCUUUCUUUUGGAAAAGGAAAGAAGAGAAAGAAAGAAGAAAUAAACGAAUUCUCUACGUGGUAAACUAUUGAUCAAUCUAUUCUGAGCGAAGAUGGCUUUGGCACUCUGCAUCGGAGCUUCCGCUCACCUCCGCCCUUUCCCCGGAACUCCCAUCCCUCUUCGCUCCUCUUCCUCCUCCUCUUCUUCUUCUUCUUGGUUCCUUCCAAGGCGCAGCUCGAGCGUUGGGUCUCUGGCCAGCCUUCCCGGACCGAGAGAGGGAAAUUCUGGCACGGCGAGAGAGCAGGAACAGAGAUUGAGGGGUGAUGUCGCCGAGGAAGGGAAGUUCGGGAGUGGGAUGGCUACCGCCAUAGAGGAAUCGAUGCCCGCCAGGGAUUUCGUCACAAUCGCCGCCUGUGUCGUCGGCCUUCUCACCGGCGUCGGAGUCGUGCUCUUCAACAAUGCCGUGCAUGAAAUAAAUGACUUCUGUUGGGAUGGUUUACCUUCUCGAGGUGCCUCAUGGUUGAGGGAGAAGCCCCUUGAGGAAGUUUGGCAGAGAGUGGUAUUGGUACCUGCUUGCGGGGGUGUGAUAGUUGGCAUGUUGUACAGCCUACAAAGUUCUCUGCAAGCCCCCUCAGAGGGAAUGCUAUCUAACUUAAGGGGUGCAUUGAGACCAUUCUUGAAGGCCAUAGCUGCUUCUGUUACUCUUGGAACUGGGAACUCACUAGGGCCUGAGGGUCCUAGUGUUGAAAUAGGUUCUGCCAUAGCCAAAGGAGUUGGUCAUAUUUUUGAGUGGCGUGGUGAUAAAAGGUUGUCUCUAAUAGCUUCUGGAUCUGCAGCUGGAAUUUCAUCAGGUUUUAAUGCUGCUGUAGCUGGAUGCUUUUUUGCUGUGGAAUCUGUCUUAUGGCCUUCUCCUGCUGAUUCAUUCUCAUCUCUUUCAAAUUCAACACCCAUGGUGAUACUCAGCUCAGUCAUAGCAUCUGUUAUUUCAGAAAUCGGUCUCGGUUCUGAUCCAGCUUUCACAGUCCCAGAAUAUGAUUUUCGUUCUCCAAGUGAACUUCCAUUGUAUCUUCUGCUGGGUAUCCUUUGCGGGUUGGUGUCAGUAACCCUCUCUGUGUGCACAUCAUUUGCUCUGGAAGUAGUUGAUAAUUUUCAAAGGACCACAGGAAUUACAAAGGCCAUAUUUCCGGCAUUGGGUGGUCUGACUGUUGGUUUGAUGGCUUUAGCUUACCCUGAGGUUCUAUAUUGGGGCUUCGAAAAUGUGGACAUUUUGCUGGAAUCGCAACCUUUUGUUGAUGGCCUCCCCACUGCUAUCUUGUUUCAGUUAGUUGGGGUAAAAAUACUUGCUACAUCCUUGAGUCGAGCUUCUGGAUUGGUGGGAGGCUACUAUGCACCAUCUCUUUUUAUUGGUGCAGCAACAGGGAUGGCGUAUGGAAAAUUUGCGAGGUCAACAUUGUGUGGCCCCAAUCCGUUGUUUCACCUCUCUAUCUUAGACGUGGCAUCACCUCAAGCAUAUGGUCUGGUGGGCAUGGCUGCUACUCUUGCAGGUGUGUGUCAAGUACCCCUGACAUCAGUUCUGCUCCUAUUUGAGCUAACACGGGACUAUCACAUAGUUCUACCAUUGCUUGGAGCUGUAGGGUUAUCAUCAUGGAUCUCAUCUAGCCAAAAUAAAAAAAGAGAUGCCGCAGAUAAGUUGGACGACUUUAAAGUAAAAGGAAACAGUCAACAACCUAAAGACCCAUUAUAUAAAAGCCCGGAAAUUAAUUAUCUAGCAGUUUCUGCUGAGGCGUCUGAUACUGCUGAUUUAUGCAAGAUCGAGAGUUCUCUUUGUCUAUAUGAUGCCAGUGCUGAAGUCAGAAAUUUGGCAGAAAGGAUGACAGUUGCACAAGCUAUGAAAACGAAAUAUGUUACUGUCUUGAUGAGAACUUCAAUAGUGGAAGCAGUCACUCUUAUGCUUGUUGAGAAGCAAUCUUAUGCAGUGAUUAUUGAUGACAGUGGUUCCUUAGUAGGACUGCUAGAACUUGAAGACAUCCAAAGCUUCAGCAGAGUCGCUAGAACAAGAAUCAUGCAAAAUGAGCAGGUAGACAGGAUUCAGGUAUCUCACAUCUGCCACCUGAAGGGAAAUAAUUGUAAAGCAUGGACUGCAACACCUGACAUGACACUACUUACUGCUGAAAGGAUCAUGGAUGCACAUGGGGUGAAUCAUCUCCCCGUAGUUUCAGACCACAUCAACAGACAAGGGAGGGGAGAUUUGGUUGGUCUGCUAGAUAGGCAAUGUAUCAGCAUUGCUUGCAGUGCUGCAGCAGCUAAAGAACUUCUCAGCAGCUAACUAAUCAGUAGAGAUGUGAAGCCUGAUCAGGUAAAAGCAAACUGUAGCGCCAUAACUUCGCUAGAGUUUUGACAGGUAAUACAGCUCUCGGUUGAUUUGCUGCAAACUGUAACUGGAGCCUGACCACAAAACUUUGCUGCUGAUUGCUCCUUAACAAACUGAUCAUGGCACAACAGCUUCAGCAUGUUAGUAUUUAGUAAUGACUUGCCGAUGUCCAUUCCUGCUCAAUGUGCUGACAGAGAAGUGGUUUCAAUUUGGCAGUUGCACGCUUAUACCAGAAAGUUGUCCAUGGCCUCUCUUAUGUAUACAAGAUCCUCCCAUUUUUCAUGUGUACCUUUUAAUAUGAUACUAGAUCAAACUUCCCUUGAAACAAGGUUGGAUGCUUAGAAAUGCUCCUGCCUUGACUAGCAAUAUCUGUCAGCUUUCCAUUCAAAGCACCUCUUAUUUUUCCAUAUCAA
This is a messenger RNA of Phoenix dactylifera (date palm), 2980 nucleotides long. Lineage: Eukaryota; Viridiplantae; Streptophyta; Magnoliopsida; Arecales; Arecaceae. The record is from RefSeq and is a predicted model, not a curated record.